UGGCAGAGUUUGAACAAAGGUCCUGCGACAAUACGCUGAAAUGGAUCAACCACAUGGCAACAAAACAAGAACUUAGCAGCAUUUGGGUCGACGUCAAGGGGAGGCUGCCAGUUAAAAUCACUGGAAACCAGAUUAAGCAGGGGAUCCUUAAACCGGUCGAGAUUGACAGCUUCAUUUUGGGAGGUACUAUCCGCUUGCUCAGGGAAUUCGAGAGGAACAUGAUGGCCCACAGAGCCAAUAUCGCUGCAAGGCACUACAUCCCGCCCGAAUGGACUUCAUAUGUAACACAGCCAAACUACGAAGGCCACAUCUCCCUGCAGUACUUCAAAAGCAGCCCUAUAGGAUAUGAUCUAAGCACAUGCACACUGCUACUGGCACCCGUUCGCGUCGGCCAAGGCUGGUCAUGCUACGCCCUCAACAUCGAAAGCAGGACCCUCACCGUGAUGGACCCUUUGCUUAAGGAAGAAGGGGGGACCAUCCGCACCAAGUGGCAUGAGAUGACAGCUAGGAAGGUGCUCCAAGAAGCAAUGAGAUGCUUCGACUGCGUCAGGAGGGUCGCAACCGAAGAAAACACCAGGUGGAAAGUAACCAUACAAAUGAUGCCAGAAGAAAAGUGCUCGGUAUGGGACACCGGGAUCUAUACGAUCACAUGCAUGCGGUGGUACGCACCGGAAGUUAAUGUCAGUAUCGUGACGCUGGACGAGCGCACGGCAUACGAAACUAGGAAGCAACUGGCGCACGACCUGAUCCACAUGGAGUGCAACCGUGCCCACCUGCCGCACAGACUUCCAACCCCACCACAAUGAGGCCCAGUGCAAGAGAUUUAUGAUUCAGAUCAUCAACUUCCGGAAGAAACUACCAUUUCUGAUGUAGUCGUUUUAAUUAAUUGCUUUUGCCAUGCUUGUUUGUAAUGCGUCUCAAGAACAUUUGGCUCUACCGGCUUUUGUAAGCAGGCGCAAGACGCCUUUGUAUGGACCAGCAGAUAUUUCCUUAUUCAACCGCUUUUGGAUUCACGUUGAUCUUA
This is a messenger RNA of Panicum virgatum (switchgrass), 1024 nucleotides long. RefSeq lists its product as uncharacterized. The record is from RefSeq and is a predicted model, not a curated record. Bases 54 to 806 code for a protein of 250 amino acids. NCBI's taxonomy places the organism in Eukaryota, Viridiplantae, Streptophyta, Magnoliopsida, Poales, Poaceae. The transcript has 6 exons.